Molecule: messenger RNA, 2475 nt
Organism: Alternaria alternata
Lineage: Eukaryota; Fungi; Ascomycota; Dothideomycetes; Pleosporales; Pleosporaceae
Exons: 1
Coding region: 269-2398 (709 amino acids)
Biological process (GO): rRNA processing
Cellular component (GO): nucleus
Molecular function (GO): RNA binding
Source: RefSeq, a predicted model, not a curated record
AGACUGGCAAGUUGACCAAGACGUGAAGAAGUUGUUGGGACAGCCGGAGCCCUUCCGGGACCGUCGUGUGAUGUAUUUCCCCUCUUGAGAGUGACGCAGCUAAAGCUUCCCCAGAUCGGCUGUCGAAUCCCUAGCCGUCGAUUACCUCCGAGGCGGUAUCCAAUCAAACGUCGUCGCCGCCGAUCUGCCACCGCCCCAGAAAAAGUUCAGCUUCCCAAUCUAGCGCUGCGCGACAGCCCUCCGCCUCCACGGACAAGCAAACUUCACAAUGCCUCUUCCAAAACGACAGACGAUACCUGUAAAGGGCGCGAAAUCUAGCGCGCCUACCACAGACGACUCGCGAUUCGCAAACUUCGAAACCGACCCCAAGUUCAGACUCCCCUCGAAGAAGCACACCAAGACCAAGCUCGAUCCCCGGUUCUCGCGACUACGGAGCGAUCCAGACUUCUACAACAAGGCCACAGUCGACAAAUAUGGCAGAAAGGUAUCCAAGGAAGCUGGCAAAAAGGCCAUCGACAGGCUAUAUGACGCCGACAGCGAUGACAAGGACGACGAAGAUGAAGACGACGAAGACGACGGAGACGAGCUGGAGCUAGAGCGACCGGCUAACAAGAAACGGGACAAAGCGGUCAAGAAGGAAAUGCAGAGGGUACAGCAAGAAGGCUUUGACCCCAUCAGAGACGGUGGACUUGAGUCUUCAUCGGACGAGAGCUCCAGCGAAGAAGAGGACGAGGUCGAACUGGAGGAGCAAACAGAGCUUGCCGGCGACGACAAUGAAGUUCCGACAGGCGACAUCUCUGCACGCUUGGCUGCUGUGAACAUGGACUGGGACAACAUACGGGCCACCGACAUCAUGGCUGUAGCAAACUCGUUCGUUCCGGCUGAUGGGCGAAUCCUCAACGUUGUCAUAUACCCUAGCGAGUUUGGUAUGGAGCGCCUGCAGCGUGAGGAGAUUGAGGGACCGCCCCGCGAGAUCUUCGCAUCCACGUCCAAUAGAGACAAGAACAACAUCGGCGUGCUUGACGACGACUCGGACAUCUCGGACGCAGACGAUGAGGAACAAAACAGGGCAGACUUGCAAGGAGACGAAACAGGCGAAGAAUUCGACUCCACCAAACUGCGAGCCUACCAACUUGACAGGCUGCGAUACUACUACGCCGUCAUCACAUGUUCCUCUGCCAAUGUCGCAAAGUCCAUCUACGACAAUCUCGAUGGCCGAGAAUACCUGACGAGCGCCAACUUCUUCGACCUACGAUUCGUUCCCGACGGCACAACCUUCGACCAAGAUCCCCACGACGAAUGCGCGAAGCUGCCGGACGGCUAUAAACCCAACGAGUUCUCAACGGAUGCACUUACACACUCAAAGGUCAAGUUGACCUGGGACGCUGACGACGCGACACGGAAGGAAGUGCAAAAGCGAGCUUUCUCCCGUAAGGAGAUUGAUGAGAACGAGCUGCAAGCAUACCUGGGCACAGACGAGUCAUCUUCCGAAGACGAGGAAGCAGCAGCAAAGGCAGACAAGGCCGCAAGUCUCAGGGCUGCUUUGGGACUGGAGGCUCCUGGCAAGUCUUCAAAAACGAAGAAAAAGACGUCUGCAAAGCGCGAUCGCGACUUUCCAAAGCCAGAUAGCGAGAUGCAGAUUACCUUCACAGGAGGACUAUCCAAUGGCGCUAGCAACGGCGACGUAUUCGAGAACGAAAUCCCACUGCAAGAGACUACAAUGGAGAAGUACAUUCGCAAAGAGAAGGAAAGGAAGGCGAAGCGUAAGGAGAGGUGGGAAGCCAAGAAGGCCGGCAGGGACCCUGAUGCCCCAGUUGAGCAGGAGGCGGAUGCGCCAGCGGAUGCGAACGAAGACGAUCCAUUCAACGACCCGUUCUUUGCCUCUGAUCCCGAAGAAGCUGCAAAGGCCGCCAAGCCCAAGUCGAAGAAGUCUGAGAAAGCAAAGAAGAAGGCAGAGCAAGAGCAGCAGGAUCAGGCGGCCGCAGCUGAGCGCGCGAACCUGGAGCUGCUUAUGGCAGACGAAGACGACUCCAAGCUGCGCCAUUUCGACAUGAAUGAAAUCGUCAAGUCGGAGAAGGCCAAGAAGAAGGGCAAGAAAGCCAAGAAGAACGCUCCCAUCAUAGAGGACAACUUCAAGAUCGACACGACCGAUCCUCGUUUUGCGAAGUUGUACGAAAGCCAUGAGUUUGCUAUCGAUCCUACAAACCCUAGGUUCAAGGAGACGUCAGGUAUGAAGGCGCUGCUAGAGGAGGGUCGCAAGAAGCGCAAACAAGGCAAGGAUGGUGAUGAGCCAGAACUUCAACGAGAGUCGAAGAAGUCCAAACAGGAUGCUGCAGAGGGCGAGGAUGAUAUCAAAAAGCUGGCUGCUCGCGUCAAGGCGAAGAGUAAGCAGAAAUGAAGUAGGCUGUCUAAAUAGUACUUGAUACCCAGCGAACCAGCUUGCACUACACACAAUGUAUAAGAUUCGUACACGAG